AUGCCGUCUCAGUUCAGCUUCUCGUCGGCGCGGUUGUGCCGCGUCCAGAAGCUGCAGUUCGGGAUCCUCAGCCCAGAUGAAGUGCGUCAGAUGUCGGUGUUGCAGAAGGUGAAGGUCAACGACGUCGACAUUCCGGAGGGCGUCACAAAGUACGACCUUUACAAGGAUGGGAGCGCCGUAUACGGGGGCGCCAACGACCCGCGCAUGGGUACCCUGGAUUUCAACACCCGGUGUCGCACCUGCGAUUGCACCUACACCGGCAUCGGAGGGAACCAGGUCAACGACUGCCCGGGGCACUUCGGGCACAUGGAGCUGGCGAGGCCGGUAUACCACUGCGGGUUUCUGGACGUGACGCUCAAGGUGUUGCGGAGCGUGUGCUUUCACUGCUCGCGCCUGAGGUUCGACAAGUCCGACAUGAAGUACAAGCGAGCCCUGCUUAUCAAGAACCCGAAGACGAGGCUGAGCUACAUCCACGAGCACUGCCGCAACGCGAAAAAGUGCGUCUUCGGGACGGGUGAUCUGGCCGGCGGCGGGAUGGACCUUGACGGCAUGGGCGGGGAGAAUGGGGGGGAGGGGGGGGGCGGUGGAGGGGAACACGCUUCGGGGUGCGGUGGACUGCUGCCCAAGUUCACGAGGCAGGGCCUGCAGGUGGAAGUCGAGUACCCGCCCGAUAUGGACGAUGUGCCGAGGUCCGGCGACCGCCGACAAUACCUCUCGGCCUCCAAGGUGCACGAUAUUUUUAAGAACAUCAGCGAGGAGGACAUGGUCACCCUCGGGCUGAACCCCCAGUACUCGAGGCCGGAUUGGCUGGUCAUCACAGUCCUGCCGGUGCCACCGCCGCACGUGCGCCCGUCCGUGGCGCUAGACGCGGGGGCGCGUAGCGAGGAUGACCUCACUCACCAGCUGGUGAACAUCUGCAAGGCGAACAUGAGGCUAGAGGCGUGCGUCAGGACGGGGGAGCCUGCGCACAUCGUCGAGAGCUUCGAGCAGCUGCUUCAGUACAAGGUGGCCGCCUUGUUCGACAACGAGCGCGCGGGGCAGCCGCAGGAGACGCAGCGGUCGGGGAAGCCGCUCAAGACCCUCCGCGCGAGGCUAAAGGGCAAGGAGGGGAGGAUCCGGGGGAACCUCAUGGGCAAGCGUGUGGACUUCUCCGCCCGGACCGUGAUCACGGCGGACCCUAACCUGGGUAUUGAUCAGGUGGGCGUGCCGAAGUCGAUCGCUCUGAACCUGACGGUGCCGGAGCUAGUGACAGCGUUCAACGUGGAGGAGAUGGCGCAGCUUGUGGCGAGAGGUCCUCUCGAGCACCCUGGCGCAAGGUACAUCGUGCGGCACGACGGCGUGCGAGUAGACCUUCGGUUCGUCCGCAACAAGAACAGCCUGACGCUUCAGUACGGCUACGCGGUGGAGCGGCACCUGAGAGACGACGACAUCAUCAUCUUCAACCGGCAGCCGUCGCUCCACAAGAUGUCCAUCAUGGGCCACCGGGUGAAGGUGCUGGACUGGUCGACGUUCCGGAUGAACCUCUCCGUGACGUCGCCGUACAACGCCGACUUCGACGGCGAUGAGAUGAACCUCCACGUGCCUCAGAGCCUUGUGGCGAAAGCGGAGGCUCAGGAGCUGAUGAUGGUGCCGAGGAACAUCGUCAGCCCGCAGUCCAACAAGCCCGUCAUGGGCAUCGAUUCCCUACUGGGCGUCUGCAAGAUGACCAAGCGGGACACCUUUGUGGAGAGAGAUCUCCUCAUGAACCUGCUCAUGUGGGUGGAGACGUGGGACGGGAAGGUACCCGCCCCGGCGAUCCUGAAACCGAAACCGCUGUGGACGGGGAAGCAGCUGUUCAGCCUCAUCUGCCCGAAGGUGCACGGCUCGCGGACUGGAAAAGUCAACUUGGAGACUUCGGCGAACGGGCAUCCGAAGGGCGCCAACCCUCUCAACAACUCCGACACGAAGGUGUUGAUCCACGAGGGAGAGCUGAUGAUGGGCAACAUCGACAAGAAGACGGUGGGAAGCGGCGCUCAGGGACUGAUCCACGUCUCGUGGCUGGAGAAGGGCUGGGACGUUACCCGCCUCUUCAUGAACAUGAUCCAGAAGCUGGUGAACAACUGGCUGGUGGUGACUUCGUUCAGCAUCGGGGUGGCGGACACGGUGGCAGACACGGAGACGAUCAUGACCAUCGGGGGCAUCAUCGACACGGCCAAGAGGAACGUGCAGUCGCUGGUGGAGCAAGGUCAGAAGGGAGAGCUCACCAUGCAGCCCGGCAAGAGUAUGAUGGAGAGUCUAGAAUCCAGCAUUAACAAGGUGCUGAACACGGCUCGAGACGAGUCCGGCACCUCCGCCCAGGUGAGUCUCAACGAGCGUAACGCCGUGAAGGCGAUGGCAGACGCCGGCUCCAAGGGUUCCUUCAUCAACAUCUCGCAGAUUCUGGCCUGCGUGGGGCAGCAGAACGUGGAAGGGCAGCGAAUCCCGUACGGGUUCAAGCGGAGAACGCUUCCCCACUUCGCCAAGGACGAUUUGGGGCCGGAAAGUCGAGGGUUCGUGGAGAACUCAUACCUUCGAGGGCUUUCACCGCAGGAGUUUUUCUUCCACGCCAUGGGAGGCCGAGAGGGACUCAUCGACACGGCGGUCAAGACGGCCGAGACAGGCUACAUCCAACGGCGAUUGGUCAAGGCCCUUGAGGCCGUAAGCGCCAAGUACGACGGCACCCUGAGAAAUCAAAACAACCAGGUGGUGCAGUUCUUGUACGGCGAAGACGGGAUGGACGGCGUGUGGGUAGAGAAGCAGAGGUUCGACAUCUUGCUCAUGAGCAAGAAGGACUUCCGGAAAGCUUACGAGAUCGACGUUAACCACGCCAAGUUCGGCUUCAGCCAGCACGUCACCGGCCAGCGCUACCUCACGAGAGAGGUGGUGGAUGAAGCGAAGACGGACGAGACCCUCCGGAUAGAGCUGGCGGACGAGCUUGAGCAGCUCCGGAUGGACCAGAAGAACCUGGUCGUUAUCUUCGCGGCCAGGGGGCCCGAGGAGGGAGCCACACCCGUCGCGCAGGUGCCGGUGAACAUCAAGCGCUUGGUGUGGAACUCCCAGAAGAUGUUCCAGAUCAAGUCUUACGGGGAGUCGGACAUGUCGCCGACGUACGUCAUCAGGCGCGUCCGAGAGCUUUGCGAGGGGCUCUCCGUGGUGACGGGGGAAGACUCGCUGUCCGUCGAGGCGCAGAGCAACGCCACCAUGCUCUUCAAGAUCCUGGUUCGUUCGGAGAUGUCGGCGAAGAGGACGCUCAUGGUGUACCGCCUCAACAAGGCGGCCUUCGACUACGUCAUUGGGGAGAUCCACGCCAAGUUUAUGUCCUCCAAGGUUGGCCCCGGCGAGAUGUGCGGCGUUCUGGCGGCCCAGUCGAUCGGAGAGCCCAUCACCCAGAUGACCCUCAACACCUUCCACUUCGCCGGUGUUAGCGCGAAGAACGUUACCCUGGGAGUGCCUCGAGUGAAGGAGAUCAUCAACGUGGCGAAGAACGUACGGACGCCGUCCUUGACGAUCUACCUCGAGGAAAGGGCGGCGGGGGCGGACGAGGCGGAGGGGCAGGAGGUCGCCAAGCGGGUGGUGGACAUCCUGGAGUAUGUGACGCUGGGCGACAUCACCACGUCGACCCAGAUCUACUACGACCCGGACCCUCGAUCUACUGUGGUGGACGAGGACGUGGAGCUGCUGGAGGGGCACUUCGACAUCCAGGAGGAGGAAGAAGACGACAAGGACACCGACAGAGCAAGGCCGUGGCUGCUCCGCAUGGAGCUCAACCGCGAGGCUGUGUUCGACAAGCGUCUGGACGUUGUGGAGAUCGCCAAGAGGGUUGUCGCUUACUUUGACGGGGGGCUGCACGUCAUCCGAAGCGACCAGAACUCGGAGAAGUUGGUGUUGCGGAUACGCGUGCUGGACGAUGUGCCCGACAAGAUUGAGGCGGAGCCGGAAGCGGAGGACAUGGCGGAGGCGGACGAUGUUGCGAUGCUCAAGCACCUCGAGAAGAACCUCCUCCGACUACAGCUGUCCGGUAUCGCUGGUAUCUCGAAGGUGUACAUGUCCGAGGUUACCAAGCCCAAGUUCGACGAGAUCAACGGGUUCGCGCAGCGGCACAAGGAGUGGGUGCUGGAGACCGACGGCACGAACCUCAUGGCGGCGCUGUGCGCGGAGCAGAUCGACCCCAGGCGCACCGUGUCGAACGACGUCGUGGAGUGCUGCACGGUGCUGGGGAUCGAGGGCGCCAGAGGCUCUCUUCUCAAGGAGUUCCGAGCCGUGGUGGAGAGAGAUGGUUCCUACGUAAACUACCGGCACCUGAGUACCCUGAUCGACGUCAUGACGUUCCGGGGCCACCUAAUGGCCAUCACGCGACACGGCAUCAACCGGGUGGACAACGGCCCGAUGCUUCGGUCGUCGUUCGAGGAGACGGUGGAGAUCUUGAUGGAGGCGGCGGUGUUUGCAGAGGCCGACAACCUCAAGGGGGUCACAGACAACAUUAUGCUCGGGCAGUUCGCUAACCUCGGUACCGGGACUAUGGACCUCCUCCUCGACGAGAGCAAGCUGUCGCAGGCGAUGGAACUCACCCAGCUCGACACCACCAUGGCCCGUCUCAGCGGUGCUGCGGGGAGCGGCGCCGCCGGUGGGGCCGGCGGUUACAUGGGGACGCCGUCCAUGACGCCCGCGGGGACCCCGCAUUUCACGCCAGGGUUCAGCCCGGGCGCGAGCCCAGGGAUUAGCACACCAUUCGGCGCGAGCGCCUUCUCGCCGGUGGCGAACAGCCCCUUCUCGGGGGGGUCGUUCAGCCCUCACAGCUCGCCGGUGUCGCCUGGGAUGGGCAUUGGUUCUAGCCCCGCCUUCAGCCCGAGCUCGCCGCGGUACAGCCCGGACAGCCCGAGCUUCAGCCCGAGUAGCCCGGCGUCUCCGGCGUACAGCCCCACCAGUCCGGCGUACAGCCCAACCAGCCCCGCGUAUAGUCCGACGAGCCCGGCGUACAGCCCGACCUCUCCGGCGUACAGCCCGACGAGCCCGGCGUACAGCCCAACAUCUCCGGCCUACUCUCCCACCAGCCCGGCGUACAGCCCCACCAGCCCGGCGUAUAGCCCGACCUCGCCGGCAUACAGCCCCACCAGUCCGGCCUACAGCCCGACAAGCCCGGCUUACAGCCCGACUAGUCCGGCCUACAGCCCCACCAGCCCGGCGUACAGUCCGACCAGCCCAGCGUACAGCCCGACGUCGCCGGCCUACAGUCCAACAAGCCCGGCUUACAGCCCAACAUCUCCGGCCUACUCCCCCACCAGCCCGGCGUACAGCCCCACUAGCCCGGCCUACAGCCCCACUAGCCCGGCGUAUAGCCCCACCAGCCCGGCAUACAGUCCGACUAGCCCGGCGUACAGCCCGACGUCGCCGGCGUACAGCCCCACCAGCCCGGCCUACAGCCCGACGAGCCCGGCUUACAGCCCUACCUCACCGGGCGCUGGAAGCCCGGCAAGCCCAGAAGACUCCCCGGGCACGUCCCCGGGGGCGGGCGGUGCGACGAGUCCAGCAGGAGGGACUAGCCCGUACAGCCCCAUGGGCACGAGCCCGUACGCCGGGGCGAGCAGUCCGUACAGCCCGGACGGGCCAAGCACUCCGUCGAGUCCCAUGAGCCCGACGAGCCCGAACAGCCCGGCAAGUCCUGAUGACGCCAGUCCGGCCUACUCCCCGAUUAACUGA
This is a messenger RNA of Ectocarpus siliculosus, 5715 nucleotides long. The record is from the annotation of a GenBank genome assembly. NCBI's taxonomy places the organism in Eukaryota, Phaeophyceae, Ectocarpales, Ectocarpaceae.